UAGAACAAUAUAUUUCAUAAAAAUAGUUGCAUUUACUAUUUUAGUUUUCCGAUAUAACUUUUUGUCUUAUUUUACUUGAAUAAUAUUAAUAUAACGUUCUAUGUUCAAUGUAGUGUGUUGAACGUACAUACCAUUACCAUGGAGGAUGAAAUAGAGGAAUGUAUUAGAAAAAAAGUUCUGUGGUCUCAAUUGCCUUUGAGCGUCAAAAAGCUAUUGGGCGAUUCACCUAAAGCCUAUGAGCGAUAUAUAUUUGAGUUUAGCAUUAAGAAUCAAAUACGGUACAGAGGAAGUUUGGUUCGAACAGUCCGGAAAGAUGAGAGGAAGUACUAUGAAACCCUUGUACAGAGCAGCAUACAAAGACUCAUGCUCUACCCCUAUCACUUAGCUGACAUGAUUGUUAAAGGACUGAGGAUUACUCCUUUUAUAUACUAUGUGGAAGUGGUGGUAUUGUUGAUUGAAUCGGAGAAAAGCUAUGACACCAUGCCUAACUUUACAGCUGCUGAUUGUCUUCGGCUGUUGGGUAUUGGCCGUAACGAGUAUUUGGAACUAGUAGCGAAAUCCCGGUCGCUGGGUCGUCGUGGCCGUUCAAAAGCGAUACGAGCAUUACUCCCGCGCGUACCUCUCAACAUCCCUAUACAGCCGUGGUGGCGGAUCGAGUUGGGAUAUGUUCUCGAAGAAGAUGUUAAGCCAUUGAGUGAAAGCGAGAAGGCGCUUAUAGAUAUGCUAAUCGACCGCGGCUCGCAAACUGCUGGCACGCUGGAUUACAACAACGUCAGGUCUUUAUACAGACGCGGCCUAAUAUACCUGGAUGUACCAAUAACAGCUGCGGAUAAAGUCUCCGUGCCGCCGCUGAAAGGGUUCGUAAUGAACCGCAUCGCCGGCGAUUACUUUGAGACGUUGCUAUAUAAAGUGUUCGUGUCCAUUGAUGAACAUACCUCCGUCACGGAGCUCGCUUCCGUUUUACAAGUGGACUGUGAACUGGUGAAGCAGGCAGUGUCGUUGUACUGCCGACUGGGAUUCGCCCGUCACCUGCAACCGCCGCCACUCACGCACCGUCACCCCUCGUGGCGGGACGCUGUCACCACGCAUCAUCAUCAGCCGUACCGACAAAUAACACCCUUAACAUUUGACCCAAACGCCGACGAUGACACGCUACAAAUGGAACCAGUACUUAUAAAAGAUGAACCGUCUACAUCUCGGCAGAUAUAUCAAGAAACUACGGAUACGCCGAGCAGCAGUGGCGGUCGGAGAGUCGCUAUUCUCUUCGAUUCCACUCUCGCUGCAUAUCUGAUGAUGGGGAAUUUGUCACCGGAUCUAAAGAGUCACGCAGUAACUUUAUUUGAAGUGGGCAAAUUGUGUGAUGAAAGCUUGGACAGUUUUCUUAUGGAGUUAGAUAAGGUGGCGGCAGAUCCAGAAAUUGAAGGUGAAGCAAGACGAUAUUUAGCCGCUGCAGCGUGUUUGCGGAUAGCACUACGUACGCUGCGUCCGAAACUGCAACCUCUAGACCUGUUGCGCUGCGAAGCGCUGCAUGCUUUAGGGACUACCGCACGAACGAGAUUACUGGCUACUAAAUACAGGUUGGCCGUGUCGACGGCUCCUCUGGGCCGAGCGGCGCGCGCGGGCGCGGCGGCGGGCGGCCUGCCGCACGUGGGGCCGGCGCCCCCGGAGGCCGCGGAGCCCUGGAUGCGGCUCUACCUGUACCACGUGGCCGGCUACGGCCCGCCCACGCUGCUGCUCACCAAGGGCACCCAGCUGCGUAUGGUACCGCGGCCGUUGCUGGGCUACGCGCGACUCUCGGUGUGGUGGUGGGGCGCCGAGGGUGCGGGAGGUGAGCUUCCAGCUGCUGCAGCGCUGGCUGCAGCAAACUCUGCGCUGCGUCGGGCGCCCGUACUUCUGCAGGCUGUCGGCGUGCGGCAUGCGCCUGCGCUGCGACACCUUAUGUUCCCGCCAGACAGCGAACGUUGUUGUCCAGAGUCGCAAGCGUUGUGGAGCCGUCACGCUGGUCUGCGGCGAUUGGUCUCUCGACUGCGGCUGUCGCGCUCGGCCGGGUACGUGACGCUCGCCGACAUAGGCGUCCCAGACCUCGGCUGCGCCCGCCCACCUGCCACCGUCCAAUUAGUACCUGUACGAAAGAAGAAAGAAUUCUGUGGAGUAGCGAAACCAGUAAGUGACAUGUCAGUGACAUCUACAGAUUCAAAUGAAAAGUCAAUAUUAGACAAUAAAACUGCAACGGCUAGACUACAGUCUCCCAUAGAAUCGCAUUUUGCCGUCACACCAACUGUCGAUAGUAAACAUAGUUCCCCAGCUAAUGGUUUCACGAGUGUUGAAGGAGGCCAGCUACUAUGUGAAGAGCUUGACAACCUAGCUAUUAACGACCAGCCUAAACAGACCCAUCAGAGCAAAGAAUCGAUUGCUUGCAGCGACGAUAUCAUACCUAUACAUUCCUCAUCAACUAGUAUUGAAGAUUUAAAAAAGAGUGAUGACAGUAAAAAGCAUUCCACCGAUACAUUGAGCAAGGAAUCUAUUACGUUCUCAGAUGAUUUGGUACCUAUAAACUCAUCGUCGGUCAGCAUUGAGAAUUUGAAGUUUGAUAGUAAAAAGGGAAGUCAGACUCCAAGCGAGAAAUCUAUGAAUAUGUUGAACGAUUUGUUAAGUCCUGCAGAAGAAUCGAUAUCGAUGUUCACUCAGUUGUCGGAUAAGUUGACUGAGAUGACAGCUGAAGGCGAUAGUGGAGUCGAUAUAGCGCACAAUUACUCCGACGAGGAAUCCUGUAAACCAGAGAAAUGGACUAUAUUGGACCUCCAAUUUGGCAUUCCACUCUUUGAUGAAAUUCUCUGCGAGAAAAUAUGUCAGUGUAUAGUAGAUCGUAUGACUUUCCCUGAUUUAUUAGAGAAAGUUAAAGAAGACAAUGAUUUUAUCAAAUCAGACGUACUUAAGUUUGUUUCACAAUGUCAGUAUUAUCCAGGUGAAGAUAUGGGAAUAGUAAAACGGGGUAGUUUAGUACCAUUGCCAAGGAAAUGCCUCGUAUUUGAAAAUGGACGUAUAAGCGAGUGGAGUGGGAAAUGAUGUUGCUUGCUCCGGUCACGCCAUAUUUACCCAUCGACACCAUAGUGUGAAAGAGACAGUUAUAUUUGUGAUUAAUUUUGAGCUUUACUAGAGAUUGAAUGAAAUAGUGUGGUGAAUAUAGAAUAUCACAUAGAGAUGUUCUUUUUGUUUUCUAUUAAUGACACAUUUAUGUGAUUAAUUUGAAAUAUAUUUGUUAUAUUAUAAUAUAGUUAAAUAUAUAUAAAAUAAUUAGGUUGUAAUAUGUUCUUUUUUAUGUUUUAGUUUUUUGUUACCAAUAUUUUUUUAACAAUUUUAUAAUAAACUGUAAUCACACUCUCUUUGUACUAUGAUUAUGUAGACACGCUUGUCGUUAUAAAAUUUUAAUUUUAUCAGUAUUAUAUUGCCCAGUAGCAAAUAAUGAUU
Achroia grisella is the source of this 3468-nucleotide messenger RNA. Its product is annotated as protein FAM91A1. The record is from RefSeq and is a predicted model, not a curated record. Lineage: Eukaryota; Metazoa; Arthropoda; Insecta; Lepidoptera; Pyralidae. The transcript has 19 exons. Bases 139 to 3066 code for a protein of 975 amino acids.